Messenger RNA from Ceutorhynchus assimilis (cabbage seed weevil), 843 nucleotides. The record is from the annotation of a GenBank genome assembly. NCBI's taxonomy places the organism in Eukaryota, Metazoa, Arthropoda, Insecta, Coleoptera, Curculionidae.
CAUAGUGUCUCAAGUUAACAUUUCAAUUAUUGAAAAAUGGCCAAUACACCCUGCACAUUAGUCAUCAUGACGGGAGACAAAAUACACUUCCCUAACAGUGACGUUUUGGUCGUAGUCAAAGAACUAUUCCAAUACGGUGUGAAGGAAAUACUUGAGCGGGAUGGUAAAGUGUAUGUCCAUUUGACAUAUUCACCAAAAGCCAUUACGUUGAAGCGUAAAUUUGGAAAUCUCCCGCUACGGUAUAUGCGAACCAAAAUUAACAAUGAAAAAGAUUUCAAGAUUUUGGAGAAAGUAGUCAAAAGAUACAGGUUUAACCUGUUGGAUGAGGAACCCGACGACACAGCUGUUAUGGUACAACAACAACAACGACAAGGGAUGAAGGGAAAGUUCAACAUCGACGAAAUUUAUCUGUCUUCUUCGGAUGAGGACAAUGCUACUGCGGCUGCUGAUGAAAAAUCGAAAAAAACAAGACUGUUGCAGAUUUAUCAUUCUUAUCGGACGCGGCGGCAACGUUGGACAAACCUGGGACUAGCUCCAGCAGUCACUAAUCCAUUGUUACUCUUCCAGAGGAUAACUGUAACCAAACAGUUUGAAAAUAAUCUCGAAGGGUACCAUCAAUAUGGACUAAGUCCGUAUCCGACGUCAUUAUUAGAUGAUAAUGGCAUGAGAAAAACCACGAAAGCUACAUUAUAUGAUAGUAUGACACCUAUUGAUAUCGAACUUGAGAGGAAUGUGACGUAUAUCAUCGAUGGUGGAUUUCUUCUGCAUCGCGUCGUAUGGAGUAAGGACGAUACGUUUUCCGUUGUUAUGGAUAAAUACGUUAGGUAUUUACAAUGGCAUUAA